Drosophila albomicans is the source of this 3791-nucleotide messenger RNA. RefSeq lists its product as uncharacterized. Gene Ontology annotation, biological process: protein polyubiquitination; immune response; antigen processing and presentation of peptide antigen via MHC class II. Bases 821 to 2803 code for a protein of 660 amino acids. The record is from RefSeq and is a predicted model, not a curated record. Gene Ontology annotation, cellular component: early endosome membrane; cytoplasm; late endosome membrane. Lineage: Eukaryota; Metazoa; Arthropoda; Insecta; Diptera; Drosophilidae. The transcript is spliced from 6 exons. Gene Ontology annotation, molecular function: zinc ion binding; ubiquitin protein ligase activity; MHC protein binding.
CGUCGCAGCCCUCGCUCGUGCAAGUGCGUCUCUGUCGCAGGUUUAAGCAAAAUGCCUUUGUAUUAUUUGUAACUUAAGCAGAUUGCAGAUAAAAAAAAAAUGUGAAAAUAAAAUACAAAGAAUAAUGUGAAAUUACGGGCAUAGAAAAUCAAGUAGAUUACAAGUCGAUUUUUUGCGUCUUGCAAAACGUAUGUGUGCUAAAAGCGAAUAAAAAACAAUUCUUUGUGCAUCCGCAAAAUAUAUAAUAAUAGACACGCACAAACACAAACACACACCAACACAGACGAAUGAACGAACGGGGCAGAUAUUUUGCUGCAGAAGGUUCAUUUGCCUCAAAAGCGUGCGUCAAAGUGCAAUAGAUAUUUAUUUAUUUUUUGUUUUCGCAAAAGAAAGAAAUCGAAAUCCAAGUAAGCCCUGACCAAAACAAUCUGCGUAAAGAGUCAACGAACGAACGAAAGUGUGAAAAAUCUUCAAUCAGAGCAGAGAGCAGUCAGCACAGUUUGCUACAAAUAAAGCGGCCGUCAGCAUCUGUUUACCAUUUCAAAAUAAACAAAUGCACAACAGCCAGAGCAACAGCAUAACGAAAACUCAAAUUGAAUACAAGAACAACAGUAGCAGCAGCAACAACAACAUCAGCGUUAACGUUAACGGUAAAGACCGCAAACAAAACAGAAAAAGAAAACAACGUAAGGACAUUGCAAAAUAAGAGUGUGACCAGACUUUGCUGCACUCCUAAUGCAUCCCCUCGAAUGCAGGGCAUAGAGUAAACACACAACAACAACAACAACGAGUGCAAUUACAGUAAAGCACAAACACCAAAAUGUCGUGCGAAAACGCAAAAACAUCAUCAGAUAUCGAGCAUGUGGAUUGGAGCACCGGUGGCUCCGGCCAACACUAUGCAAAUGUCAGAUUUGGUUCAACGAGCAGCCAAGCGUCACAGAAUAGCGGCGACAUUUGCCGCAUCUGCCACUGCGAGAGCGAUCCACAGAAUCCUUUGCUGACGCCUUGCUAUUGCUCCGGGAGUCUCAAGUAUGUGCAUCAGGCGUGUCUGCAACAAUGGCUCACGGCAUCGGCGACCAAUUCCUGCGAACUCUGCAAAUUUCCCUUCAUCAUGCACACCAAAAUCAAGCCCUUCAAUGAGUGGCGCAGCCUUGACAUCUCCAGCAUUGAGCGACGCCGUCUCUGCUGCACCGUACUCUUCCACUGUGCCGCCGCCCUGUGCGUCAUCUGGUCCCUCUGUGUGCUCAUCGAACGCGCCGCAGACGAUGUAAAACGUGGACUGAUUGAUUGGCCAUUCUGGACAAAGCUGGCGGUGGUCACCGUUGGACUCACUGGCGGCGUCGUCUUCAUGUACAUUCAGUGCAAGGCCUAUUUGCAUCUCUGCCAUCGCUGGAAGGCACGCAACAGAAUUCUGCUUAUCCAGAACGCACCAGAGAAGAUCCAUCCGCUGGCGCCGCCAUCUCCAGUUGCGGCUCAUCAUCAUCACUUCAGCGAGGCGCACAGUUCGUUGGCCCACGGUGCGGUCAGCGGCACCGUUGAGAUCAAUGCCAGCGGAGGGGGAGGCGGAGGCGGGGCAAUCAUUGGCCAUGCGAUGCACGACUCCAGCUGUGGCGGUGGCAUGGAGAAUGGCGCCUCGUCGACAGCGUUGCAUCAUCAGCAUCAGCAGCAAAUGCAGCUGCAGUUGCAGCAACGAUUGUUGAACGCUUCGCCACAUCAUAUGCUCGAUGUGGUGCCGCAUAGCAGCAGCAGUGCGGGAACUCAGACCGAGGAUGCACUGCAGCAUGGCCAGCGAAUGCAGCAACAGCAGCAGGGCCAACAACAGUUGGGUCAGGUGGCGGUGGCUGCCAACAUUGAGUGCUCGCAGUCGCAGCACAAUUACGAUCGCGAUUGGGCCCUCGAUGAUGUUGUCUCACAGAUCUCAUCGUUUCGCCCGUGUCCCCAGGGCUCGGGCAGCAUGACGCCGUUCCAUGACUCCAUUCACAAUGUCCUCGAGCAUUCGGAGAGUUCAAGUCGCGGCUCGGCUGCCGAUCUGUGCGCCGGCUCGCGGCAAGAUCUCAGCGCCAGCGGCAUCUCCACGGACACGGGACGCGAGCAUGCCAUGCAGCUGAGCAGCUUCAGUGGCAGCGGUGAGCACAAGGCGCCCUCGAUAAGCUCGGGCGUCUCGCAUGCUGUGGCCAAUGGCUUGGGUGGCUUUGUGUAUAAGCCACAUCAAUCGAAGCGCUACUCGAACUCGUCCAUUUUCCUGGAGAAUCGUGAUAUACUCAACGACUCGCCGCUGUGCGUGGGCGGAGGAGGAGGAGGCGUGGCCACGCCCCUCACCUACGACUAUAGCACACCACCAAAGAUCGACUAUCGCCACGAGGAUGCGUCGUCAUCCACUGGAUUGGGUUUGGUUUGCUGUGCCGUCGACUCAUCCGAUUGCCGACGCAUCGCCAGAGAUGCAACCAGCAGCGAGUUGCGACGCUAUUCGGACACCAAGAUGCAGGUGGGGGGAGGAGGAGGCAACCACAACCAACAUUCAGCCGAAGUUGGCGGCGACAUUGUGCUGGACAUAGAGCUGCCUUCCUCCCCUCUGUCGCCUCCAGCCGCCUACGCCAGUCAUCAUCAUCACCAACAACAACAGCAGCUGGUGCUGCGUCGCUCUUUUGACAAGGGCGUGGAUGAGUCGAGUGGAGCUAUCAAUGGACAUGGACAUGGCCACAAGGGCGUCGCCUCGGUGGAGUCGCAAAUGGAUCGCUCGCGUUUGUUCUUCAAGUCGUUGCCAAAUCUCAGCAGCAGCUGCGAAAGUCUCAUCAAAAAGUGAUGGAACAACAACAACAGCAACAACAACAACAAUGGAAAAUACGCAUCAUCUUUUUUAUAACGCACCCGAUCCCCAAAAACAUCUCUUAACCAGAGGAGCCCAUAAACAAUUUUUGAGACUGCAAAAGAAAACAAAAAAACAAAAAACACAUAACAAGAAAAUAAUAAAUAAUGUAACGAAAAUCAGAUGAUUUCAGUAUCUACAUACAUAUAUAUACUAUAUAGUACAUAUAUAGAAGCUGAACAAAUGAACAAAACUUAUAUAUCGAUUAAAUGUACAUAGAUAUAUAUACUAUAUAAUAUGCAGCAGCAGCAGAAAUAAAAUGCCUCACAAACAUUUUCACAGCUCUCCCCCCCACCCCGAAAUCCCCCCGCGCGCGCUGCCAAAGCUCCGUAUAUACUUACUACUAUUAUUACAAAUUAUUAAUCUAUUAUCAUAUAUAUGAUGAAUGUAUGUAUGUUGUAUGUAAGAAGAGGCGUGGCAAUGUCGUGUGUCCUUUGUGAAAUUUUUGUGUUUUGUUUCUUAACUUCUAAGUCAAAUGAAAUUUUAAAAAAUUGAUCUGUGAUUAAGCGUCAUUGAAUAUAUAUAUAUAUAUAUACAUAACAAAUAAAACAUAACCUAAACAAUAAAUAUUAAUAAUAAUACCGAUUCAUAAUAAUAGCAGCAAUAAUACAAAAACAACAAAAAUCGAAACGAAUAUCAAUGCAAAAAUGAAAUAUUUUAAAAUUAAACUGACAACUACAUAUAAUAUAUAAAUCGCAAAAGCUCUUGAGUCGCAUGAGCUUUUAAGCUCCCUUUUCAACAGCAGCGAGUAAAUUGUAAAUCCUCAAUCAAGCUUUGCGGGAAAUUGUAAGCCGAUUUAGUUAUAGAAAUAUUAGCAUAAUACCGAGCAUUACAACAAACAAAACAAAACAACAACAAAAAGGACAACUAAAUUUUUUAUUAUGUAUUACAAAUAUUACAAAAAAAAAAUAAAUAUGUGCAAAAC